Molecule: messenger RNA, 1084 nt
Organism: Jatropha curcas
Lineage: Eukaryota; Viridiplantae; Streptophyta; Magnoliopsida; Malpighiales; Euphorbiaceae
Source: RefSeq, a predicted model, not a curated record
AAUGGAGGAUAAGGAUGAUGGACCCCAAGUAGACAGCUUCACAAAGGAGGGCAGACCGAGAGAUGAAUGAUGAAUUUGAUAGGGACCUGAAAGUGGACUCCUACUCUCCCAUACAAAGUUUCUUCUUCACAGCAGCAGCAACAACAACAUUUUUAGUUGGAUGGAUCCCAGGUAUUACUUGGCCUUGUACCUCUGUUCCUGGCUUUUAGGUCCAAUGGCCUAAAACAACAGCUUUCUUUUUACAAUAAAGAAAGUGAAAGAAACACCCACAAAACAAAGUACCUAGCCCAGCAACCAUUACAUCACUGCUACUUAUCUUCUUCUGCAUCUUUCUUCUUUUUCCAUUUUUUUUUUCUUUUCGCUUCCAUCAAUCAAUCUACAACUUUCAAGACUCUGCUUCUUUUGUGAAAUGGGAUGUUCUGGAUCCUCUCGGGCCAAAGGAGAUGACGAAGAAAAAAAUCCGGAAACCAAAACCUUGGAAGCAUUCUGAGCCAAUUACAAGGACACAACUCCUGCAGCUGCGUGAUGAGUUUUGGGAUACUGCUCCUCAUUAUGGUGGACGGAAAGAGAUAUGGGAUGCACUUCAUGCUGCUGCUGAAGCUGAUUUAACUCUUGCACAAGCAAUUGUGGACAGCGCCGGCGUGAUUGUUCAAAGUGAAGACUUAACAAUCUGCUACGAUGAGAGAGGUGCAAAGUAUGAACUUCCUAAGUAUGUCUUGAGCGAACCAACCAAUUUGAUUCGAGAUCAUUGAAAAUAGGUCCAUUUGCAACUGUAAAUCUGGUAUAAGUUGUCUCAGUUUCAUUGUACUUCUGAAACAUCGCCCUUCUAAAACAAGUCGGUAGCCUUCAUUCUUAUAAUAUUCAAAAGCUUAGGCAAAAGCCAUGAAAUUGUAAUUCAAACAAAAUAGAUAAACAGCUAGUUCUGGACUGUGGUGGGGCUUUUCUAAUCGGUAUGCGACAAUUUCCAAAGGAACAAAUAGUACAAUAACAGUUCUUUCUGUGAAAUAUUCUGUUGUUUCAAUUAUGUAAACUGCAAUUACAAUUCAUAAUAGAAAAAGACGAAAAUAGACUUAAAAUUUAGUAA